Molecule: messenger RNA, 743 nt
Organism: Lepidothrix coronata (blue-crowned manakin)
Lineage: Eukaryota; Metazoa; Chordata; Aves; Passeriformes; Pipridae
Gene: LYSET
Product: transmembrane protein 251
Exons: 2
Coding region: 144-560 (138 amino acids)
Source: RefSeq, a predicted model, not a curated record
ACACCACAAACAAGCAGUGAUGCUCCUGUUACUGGCUGUCUGGCAGCAUGUUUGUCUUGCAGACAUCAAAGAACUUUCCAAACUUAAAUAUUUAUAGAAAAUCUUGUGUUAUCCCACCCUACGUCUAGAGAUGCUGAGGGCAAAUGGGGUGCAGAGCAUGGAGAAUGAUGAACUUCCGCCAGAGGAUGGGAUGGAUUGGUGUGGGGCUGUACUUGUUAGCAAGUGCUGCGGCUUUUUAUUAUGUCUUUGAAAUCAAUGAGACUUACAACAAACUAGCACUGGAGCACAUUCAGCAACAUCCGAAGGAGCCACAGGAAGGAACCACAUGGACGCACUCCUUAAAAGUACGACUGCUAUCCUUGCCUUUUUGGCUGUGGACUAUAAUAUUUUUAAUACCAUAUUUACAGAUGUUCUUGUUUCUCUAUUCCUGUACAAGAGCUGACCCCAAAACUGUUGGGUACUGCAUCAUUCCUAUCUGCUUGGCUGUUAUUUGCAAUCGUCAUCAAACAUUUGUGAAGGCCUCUAAUCAGAUCAGUAGAUUACAACUGAUUGACACUUAGCUCAAGUUCUAGUUUCUCUUGCUGUUUUGAAGCAAUUGCAUAUGCCUGAUCUAAUCACAAGACUGAAGUUCUGAGUGAAGGCCGGAAAGAGCCCUUUCUUUCAAACUGAUAAGCAAUGAAGAGAGUGACUGUUUUCUAUUUAAAAAAAAAAAAAGUAACUAUAAAGGUUUUUUAAUUAUGGGU